AUUUCAAGGGUUUAAUUUUGACAACCCUAGGCAUUCCAUUCCUAAAAAUGAUUCAAUAAUGCACUUUAUAUUUUUAAGAAAAUUUCACUUUAUUUCAAAUUUUUAAUUAUAAAAAAAUUUGUAAGCUGAACUUACCUUGGCCGAUGUUGUCGCCUAGUUAUCGAGUUACCUUGGUCGAUGUUGAUCGUAAUUGGCUCAAGUUAUUCCUGUCCAAAUUGCUCCUUUCGUUUUUUUUAUUUAUUUAUGAGAGCCUUUCGUUUUCCUAUCUUUUUUUAAUCAACCUUUUUCUUCCAUUUUCCAAUUACGAUCACAUACUAAUACUAUACAAUAUGGUACUUGUCCCAUGUUAUCUCAUUGACAGAAAAUCUUGAUUGAUAAUGACAUUUUAGCUUGACAAUUAGGACUAUUAUUUUCUCUCGCUUGUUAUAUUAUCCUUUUCUACAUGAUUGAUUUAAGGCGAAACUUUAAACAAAUGGGGGCAACUAUUUGGUGAUUUUAUCCACAGUUUUCUGCCUAACAAUGGAAAUAAGAAGAUAAGAUUUAUGUGUUUCAAAAAUUAUACAUGUAAACCAAACACAAAACACAUGUGUAUGCACUCUUGAUCAAGUAUAUAUGUUCAUCAAUCAUUUUUGUUUUCUGAGGUCCUGGUGAUUGGAAAUAAGUAAAGUCUUGUGGAAAAUGAAUGAUUUUUUAUAGAAUUUAUUUAAUUGAGACAUUUGAACAUUUUGUUAGAAGUUUUAUAGCAAAAUCAAAAUAAAUCGAGAAUGAUUAUUAUUAGAAUUAAAACCCAAAGGCGAUUAAUCUGCAACGGAUAUUUUAGUUGGAGGUUUCCUGAGGACAAGCUGAUUUGGAGGUGGAUUAGGUCAGGAGGGUACUCUGUGAAAAGAGAAUACCAUAUUGCGGAAUGAUAAAAAAAAGAGGCCGAAAGGUGGGCAUUUGACGCGAAGGGAGUGCCUAGAUAGUUCAAAGUCCUUGAUUAUUUGUUACAUCAAAUAUGUCUCUCUACUAUUUUUUACAUCAGAUAUUGCCUUGUAUUUUGAAAAAUUAUCAAAUAUACCCUUCUGUUAAAAUUUCCAUUGAAAAAAUCGUCAAUCAUGGUUGAAUUGAGAUUUAGACAACCCAACAUUGACAAAUGGGAGGGAAAAUGUCAAUUUUGUCCCCUGUUUUAUUUCAUUGGGUCUUUUCAAAGUGAAAUUAUUUGAAUGAUUUGAUUAUACAAAAGAACCAAAAAAAUUCUAAAGUGAAUUUAUUAGGGAUAUUUUAGUAAUUUGUGUCGCCCAAACUAAAGUUCGGCGUUGGUUAACGGUUUUUGGAUGAAAAUUUUAACAAAAAGGCAUGUUUGAUCAUUUUUACAAAUGACAUGGGCAUAUUUGAUGUAAAAAAUAGUAGAGGGGCAUGUUUGACAAAACGUCAUAAUAGAAGGGUAUAUUAUACCUAUAAGGCUAUAACCCUUCCUUAACUAUUAUGAUUGUAAGGUUAUAAAAUACGACAAAAUAUGAAGAAACGCAGUUUAUUAUUUUGCAACAUUCACCAUCUAAAAGCAAAUGAAAAUCAAAUGAAAAAAGUGCAUAGAUUGUUAAAUUUAUGAGACGGCAAACAAAAGAAAUGAAAAUAAUUCAAUUGCAACAAAAAUUUGAAAUAAAAUUAUCAAAAAAUUGAAUUAUGCAUAUGCUAGAAAGAGGUUGUUGAAGCUAAAUUAUGGGGUCCUAUGUGGACCUAAAAAGAUAACACAUGAGGCCACAAAUCAAGAAAGUUUACAUCUUGAUGGGAGAAGUUUAUUAAUGUUUGUGAUUUGUGAAAAAAACAGUUGUGAUUACUUGAUUAUUGAGUGUGAAAGACGUUGUCAAAAUAAGUUAAUCAUUAUGAACUGAUUAAAGGUAAUUUCUUCUGGAAGUAAACGUGCCAACAAUUUUUUGAAAAGACUCAAAAGAACUGCCGAAAAACGUAUGAACUUAAUUCAUUAAAAAUACAAAUUUUUAGGAUGCAUACAUAUUUCUAAUGUGAUGUCAAAUGUCAACAUUGAAAAUUAGAUGUAUACGCAUAUUUGGCAAUUGGUAGUAUCAAUUAUUCUAUAUUGUUUACCAAAAAAAAAAUUAUUCGAUAUUUUCUAUUAUUAUCACCUUCAAAAAGUGGUUGCAAAACCAUACCGUCACAACGAUUUUACCAAAAAAAUUGUCUACUAGAGUUUAAGUUGGUAGACAAUAUUAGUUGUAUGAAACGGUAACCACGAUGUAAACUAAAAAAUAUUAUAUCAUUAACUUUUAUGUACGAUUUAUGUGCCUUACAAUCCUUGUUGUUCAUGUAAGGGUGGUUAUUUUUGUUAAUGUGUUUUUUGUCAUUGUAUGUAUGUAACAUAACUCUAUAAAUUAUAAUAGCUCGAACUCUUGAAUAAAUAUAAAUUUUUAUGUCGUUUAUAAGUGUUAUUCAUAAAACUUAAAUAAGUUAUCCCCACCAAAAAGAAAAUUGGCGAUAUACACUUGUGUAGCUAAAACUUUCGUGUUUGUGCCAAUAAUAGCAAAAUUUGGUGAAAUACCACUAAUAGCCACCUUUUAAAGUUGUUGUAGGACAAAUAUAGCCAUUUCCGUUAGAAAUUUUAACGUUGAUAACAGCGUCAACUUAUUUGACGGUUCGCUGACUAGGCACCAACUCAUCGGACACAUCAGCGCCAAAUAAGCAAAUAGUGACACGCAAGAUAUUUAAAUUAUUUAUUAUUUACAUAUCAUAAAACAAAAUUAUUCUUUUUUUACCCUUAUAUAACCCCCAUCUACUUCGCACGAGUCACUACCCUUCUUCUCAAUUUUUGAUUGAUUCCGAAAUUAAGGUUCUUCCCCAAAUCAUCCUUCCCAUUCGGCGAUUACUCCUCCCCAUUCUCUGCCGAUUCGCGGCCCUCGGAUUCGGCGAUUACUCCUGCCCAGAACUUCAAGCGGCGAUUCCUCAACUUCGACUAGCAUCACAAGCGAGCAUCCAUUCCGGCUCUCACUAUAGUUGCUCCUCCCGCUGCGAACCCACCCCCGUCGACCAAAGCUGUUCGGAAGAGAAUCCUCUUUAUGUGUCUUCGAGCCAACAAUCCCUCUUUUCGGGCGAAAAGCUCCACCUAGACGCCUCUCUCAACCGGGAAGAAACCUAGAGCCAAUACCGAAAAUGGAGGGAUCUAAAUCCCAGUUGCCUGAUAAUCGAUUGGAAAAGGGAUUUAUGACCAACAUAUCUCAAUAUGCGAAGCUCGAAUUCUAAGGCAAGAUGCAAAAUCUUGAGACACGGAUUCGGGCCGAUUCUGAGUAAACGCAAGGGGAUCCGGCAGAUCGACUUGCCGUGGAACUUUGUCGACCGGAUUCGCUUCAGCCUCGGCCCCCUGAUUCCUCCCUUUCUUUUCUGUAGAGUCCUGGGGCAACGAUGCGUCGAGCUUUCCUUUUCCCCGUCCGAAUCCAACAACGAUUUGGAUGCAAAUCUCUAUUUGACAAAGGCAGGUCGCCAAUAUGGAAUCGAGAGAUACAAAGAGGCCGACAAAUAUAAUGCAACCUGGCAAGGGGAGUGAUGGUGAGUGGUGUUGUCGGCGGCUGCGGUGAAGGUUGGGAGGACAGUGGGACGAAGAGAAAGAAGGGAGAACACAUCAUUUAUUUUUGUUUUAUUGAUUUAUUUGCUUUCUUUUUAGUUUUCACAAAUCAAAAUAACCUUUUGAAAUUUUAAUAUUCUAUUUUGAAUCUUUUUCAUUUAUUUACGUGGAAUUGUUGCUAACAAAAUAUUGUCACGUCAGCUUUUCCGUUAAUAUAGUCAGCUUGUAAUCUGACACCAUUAAAGAAUUAAACAAAUGUGACUAUUAGUGGUGUUUAUUCAAAUUUUGACUAUUACUGUCACAAAUGCGAAAAUUUUGACUAUACAAAUGUAUAUUGCCGAGAAAAUUCGAUAAACCCUAUGCGUUUUGUAUGCACCCGGGAUUCAAAGUGUGAGGUAAGCUUAAAGUUUUGGAGCUUCAUUGCCUCGCCGGAAAGGAGCGUGAGGGGAAUUAGGGAAGGUACCGUGUUUUUUUUUUAACCGACUGUCAGCACAUUAUCCGACUAGGAUUGGAUCUCGUCCACGUGGAGACCAAUCAUUGGUUCGUGAGAUUUUUUUUCUCCAAAUAUUGCAUAGUCUUCUUGGCUCUAUCGGCCGGCCGACUUCUUUGAUCUGAAAGAGUAUCUAAUAGCUAGUCACCGCAUGUCUUGCUGCUAGCGAUUCGGCGACGGUGAAGCGUACGGUGGAGCAACGAGCUAUAGCUUCACCGGAGGUUCUUUGGGGUGGCAUGAUGAUAUUUGUUCUUUACGUUAAGGAAUUCACACACAAUCUCUCGGAUAAAACUGAAACGGUUCAUAGUUAUUGAAUUUGGUUGUAUCGCAAAUUAGAACGUUCUUGUUUUCGUUAAGAAAAAAACAAUAAGAUAAUUCAUUUAAAAAAAAUUAUAGUACUCUACCAACCCAAUCCAACCGACCGACCGGCAGUGACGGAGCCAGUGCAUACUAAGGUGGGUCCCGGGACCCACCUUGGCUCGGGAGAAAAUAUGUACGCCUAAAUAAUAAGGAUUAAAAUCAUACCAAAAGUCAAUAGUAGGAUAUUUUAUGUUGAAAACGUGGUUUAAUCGUGGUACAACCAUUUCAGGUUUAUUCAAUAUACAUCGCCAAAACUUUCUUUUGUUGGAAACUCGUUAGAUUAUUUUUAUCCUAAUAAUAAAUUCAAUACAUAAGGUUUUAAACCUCAACUAGAUUAUUAUAUGUAUACUUUGACGUGAAUAUAGGCUAGCUAUUGUCUAAAACUAUAUAGAAUUAUGAGUUUUUUUUUUUCAAAUCAUGGUAACUGAAAGAAGUAACUUAUUGUUGUUGCUAACUAAGGAUCCUAGUGAAAUGACAUUUUCAAUGAGCCACGUGAAAACACUCUUCGGUAUCUAAUGGGUGACAAAAUCAUGAAUGAUUCUUGUAUAGGAUAUAUUGACAUCGAUAUCAUAUGAAUAGAAGUUCGUCAAUAUAUGAGAACACAUUAUGGGGCACUGCAAUGACUCAAAUUUUUCUUGUAAUAUAAAAUAAAUUCGGACACACCUUACAUAAAAUCCUGGCUACGCCACUGCGACCGGCCGGAUGACACUCACGCUAGGUAUGUAUGCCUCUUAGAAGAUCCUCCAUCUUCCAUAAACGUGAAUCACCCAACGAAAACACAGUUUAAAAAAUUAUUUAUUACUACACAUUUUAAAAAGACUUACCUUACCAAUGUCAUGUUUCAUUUGAGAGUUCAAAUACAUUAUUAUUCACACUAAAACAAGAAAGUUGUCUCUGUCAUCCUUGCAAAAGACAGGGGAGAAAAUCACAUGAUUGAACAAAAUUGCUUGGGAAUAACAGUAAUACAUGAAAAAGAAGACUAAAUAGAGGGGUGUCCUCUAAUUAUUAUAGGUAAGACCCAACAAUGGCAAUGAGAGCCCACAGAGAGGAAUACAAUAAUGAAUUAUUGCUUGCUUCGGUUGGGGAUCAUUUUCUUCCCAAAAAGAAAAUAAUAUUAAUAACAAGUAGCCUCUUUUUUUUUUUUUUUUUGUCCUUUCUUUCUUGAUUUAGGUGGUGUUGUCAGCUGUGAUGUUGUUUAUGAUUCCUUGAUUUUAUGUUGCCAUAAGGGGAAAGAUACUAUGUGGGAUACGAUAAAAAAGAUGGUUUGUUCCUUUUCUUGUCGUGAAGGAAGGCUGGCUUCACCAUCAGUGAUAGUGAAUCAGCUAUAACAAAUGGACGGCCCCGAUCGAUUGCAAGUUUGUGUGUGAAAAUGUCUCUUUUUAAUUUGAAGGUGACGGAAGAAAGACUCUCGAGUCGACUGGUUGCAAUUUGUGGUAAUUUACUUUUAUUUAUAGCAAAAAAAAAAAAAAAAGAUGACUGAUAAGUGACAAGUGACGCUGACACCUUUGCUCGAUCGCUCUGUCUCCAUUAAGGUUUCUAUCUUCGACUCCCUCCACACGAUUGGUAGCUCGACUUUUUUUUUUUUUCUCCAGCUCUAUGGCCUUUGGUUUGCCUAAAAUAUCCUCUCUCGAAAUUAUUUGUUUAUUCCAUAGCUGUUCUCCAUUUCACCAUAUCUCGUGAUCCACGAUUGUAUGGUAAUAUGAUCUAAACUGCAAAUACGCCGAGUUGAGUCGAGUUGAGUUAUACUGCAGUUUGAUCUCGGCGAGUUCAGCUUGUUUAUUAACGAGUCGAGUCGAGUUAGCUUGUUUACUAAAAUUCUAGCUUUUAUUUUGUUAGCUAAUCUCAUAUUAUAUUUUUUUGGUAUCAUAUAUCAUUUAGUUAAUAAAUUUUAACUACUCCAAAUCAUAUUAUUCCAUAGUAUCGAAGCAGUUUAUGAUACAUAAUUUUUUUUAAAUAGAAAAUAAGAUAUAUUUGCUCACAUACUCAAUGUGUUAAACUUUAUAUAUGACGAGAUAUAUAAUUUAACAAUCAUAUGAAUUAAAAUCAUAAGAUAUAGAUUGAUUCGUCCAUAAGUUGGAAAUCGAGUUAGCUCUCCAUCCACAUGUUGAGACAUAUCAUGAGCUCUAAACGAGCCAGCUCACGAGUUUAGCUCAACAAGCCACCGACCAAGUCAAGCUAGCUCGCGAGCUUCACGAGCUAAGCAAAACUUAGCUCAUGUUCGGCUCGUUUAUUAACGAGUCGAGUUUCGAACGAGUUUUUCUCGAGUCGAACACCGAGCAGCUCGGCUCAUUUGCAGCCAUACUCAUAUCGUGAAUUCGUAAAUGUUGCAUGUACGAAUUGGUACAAUCGACAAUAAUAAGUAUAAUUACGGCCAAUAAAAAGAUAAAGAACACGGAGAGUUACGUAAUUCAUCUUGAACACUCUACAAUCAUUAGAUAAACACGAUGAUGACACAUAUUAUGAAUAAAAUUAUCAUCGUAUCCAUUAAACAAGAAACGCUUUUGUGUCUGCUCGAGCGGUUCCCAGCCUCUGUAAUAAGCAUGAUAUAUAGUUGGAGUAAGGGGUGAACCCGUUUUCCUUUGGUUUGACUCAACGAGGUGUAAUGUCAACUUUGCCACUACACAAACCUUCAAGUUGUAAGUACUGUUUUUGCACUGUGUUCAGGUUGUAUGUUUUUGGUGGACGGGGCUAAUAAGUAAUAUAAUAUAUAACUGUGUGGUUCAGUCGGCAGAACUUCGAAGAGCCUCCCAGCCGUCCGAUUCACUAAAUAUAAGCAUUUCUAACUUUUCUCUUUCUCUUUUCGUUUGUGAGGGUGUCGCAUAAUAACACACCAUAAUCACGUGGGCCCCGGGGUGGGCCCUAGUAGAGGAUCCCAAAUUUCUACUUAUGGAAACUACUGGGAUAGCAAAAUUAAUUACUUAAAAAUACGACGGUUUUUUUACCCAAUUUAGUCCGUUCUGAAUAUCAAUUCAGGUUUUUUCGUUAGUGUACUAUGUAUUUAUCAAAUUAUAUACGUAUCAGUCCGAAUGUCAAAUUGUUGCAUAGCUCGAUGAGUGGUCACAUUUGGUCUUGAUGCACUUAUUGAUUAUUAUUUUUUUUCAUUUGGGGAGUUAAAUUAUGUUUAGUAGCUAUGCUGAUUUGACCUAGCUAAGGGACUAUAUGGGGAUAUAUGUCUCUACGUGGCGCUUUAUCCAUCAUGUAUAUAGGGUGAAUAAUUGGACGCAAUACCAUUUUACAAGAUGGCCUUUGUAUGUAUAUGUUAGUGGUCCGACAGUGGAAUUCCUAAUAUGGCAAUGCUCACGAGUCACACACACAUUUUCUUUUCUUUGUUUGGCUGCCAAAUCAGGGAACGGAUCAUGUCAGUAACUUAUGGUGAGUAACCAUGAGUAACCAGCCCACAUCAAAUGACAUCAGCAUCCUCUCUCUCCUGGAAAGUCUUUAAUUUUCGCCUCUUUAAUUUUUGACGGACGAGUUCUCACUCAUUUUAAGUCGAAAUUUAAUUUUUUUUGCACAAUUAGAUCAGAUUAAUUGUGCUCUUCAAAAUGAUAUCCACUUUAAUAUAUUUUUCAAACAAAAAAAAUUGAGUCAUUUUUUACCAGUCUAUCCCAUAUGGUAUUGACUGGUAUUGAAAUAAAAGCAUACCUAUGGUUUGAAAAAUGUACCAUGGUGGUAUGAACAAACCAAGACUGUAGGAUGGUUGAAUACAUGAUAGUAGAAGUAUAUUAAUUGUCAUUUUCGACUUUUAACAUUGUAUACCACACAAUACCACCCCGUACCAGGGUGGUAUUGUAUGGUAUUGUGUGGUAUUUUUGGGUCCUGUAAUUUGUUCACCCGGAAAUUUGUAGAUCCAAUAGAUCAUGAUGAACUCGUCCCUUCUGUGCAAACGUUUACAAAAACGAAUUAAAAACGAAGAAGAUACCAUACAAUACCACCCCGUACCAGGGUGGUAUUGUAUGAUAUUGUGUGGUAUUUUUUGGUCCUGUAAUUUGUUCACCCAGAAAUUUGUAGAUCCAAUAGAUCAUGAUGAACUCAUCCCUUCUGUGCAAACUUUUUCAAAAACGAAUUAAAAACGAAGAAGAUACCAUAUGGUAUGCAGUUGGUACCGAGAGGCCAGAAUUUUUUUUUUCUAAAAAAAUAUUGAAAAUUGU
Linum trigynum is the source of this 8548-nucleotide messenger RNA. The record is from the annotation of a GenBank genome assembly. Lineage: Eukaryota; Viridiplantae; Streptophyta; Magnoliopsida; Malpighiales; Linaceae.